CCCGCCUCCUCGUGCGGGUCUCGCGCAGGGUGGGCGGGGCCUGGGCUCGCGCCGGCAACAUGGCGGAGGCUGAGGGGGAGAGCCUGGAGUCGUGGCUGAAUAAAGCCACCAACCCAUCUAACAGGCAAGAAGACUGGGAAUACAUCAUUGGAUUCUGUGACCAGAUCAACAAAGAACUUGAAGGGCCACAGAUUGCUGUGAGACUCCUGGCUCAUAAAAUCCAAUCUCCACAGGAAUGGGAGGCAGUCCAAGCCUUGACAGUGCUGGAAGCUUGCAUGAAGAACUGUGGGAGAAGAUUUCAUAAUGAAGUUGGGAAGUUCCGCUUUUUAAACGAGUUAAUAAAAGUUGUGUCUCCAAAGUACCUGGGAGACCGAGUCUCAGAGAAGGUGAAGUCCAAAGUAAUUGAAUUGCUGUACAGCUGGACAGUGGCACUGCCAGAGGAAUCCAAAAUCAAGGAUGCCUAUUACAUGCUGAAGAGACAAGGGAUUGUCAUGUUUGAUCCCGUGAUUCCUGCAGACAGAACCCUGAUUCCUUCUCCACCACCUCGUCCCAAAAACCCUGUGUUUGAUGAUGAGGAGAAAUCCAAGCUUCUAGCCAAACUGUUGAAAAGCAAAAACCCAGAUGAUUUACAAGAGGCCAACAAGCUUAUAAAAUCCAUGGUAAAAGAGGACGAGGCUCGGAUUCAGAAGGUGACGAAGCGCAUGCACACCCUGGAGGAGGUGAACAACAACGUGAAGCUGCUGAAUGAGAUGUUGGUUCAUUACAGCAAAGAGGACUCGUCAGAGGCCGACAGGGAGCUCAUGAAGGAGCUCUACGAAAGGUGUGAAACCAAAAGGCGGACGCUGUUCAAGCUGGCCAGUGAGACAGAGGACAAUGACAGCAGUUUGGGGGAUAUUCUGCAGGCCAGUGACAAUUUAUCCCGUGUGAUAAAUUCCUAUAAAAAAAUAAUAGAGGGGCAAGUGAUCAAUGGUGAAGUGGAUCUGCCUGGGAUGUCUGCAGUGGAAGGGAGUAACUCCACAAACAAUCUCAACACCCUCAUCGACCUCGCUGGACUGGACGUCAGCAGCACCCCGGCACCUCCAAUGCCUCCCAGCACCCUGAGUGCAGCCCCCAGCACAGCCCCAGCCCCGGCUGAAAUCCCCAUCCUCCCCCCUCCUCCCCAGACGCUGGCACCGCUGCGGAGCAGCUCCUCCAGCCACGUGGAAGCAGCGCCCGCUCAGCAGGGCAGCACAGCCAACUCCCUCUCCUUGCUGGAUGAGGAGCUCCUGUGCUUGGGCCUGAAUGACCCAGCCCCUGCAGCAGGGAAGGACACCUUGGAAAACAACCAGUGGAGUAUGUUUGAGAAUGACCAGCUGGACCUGGAUUUCUUCAAUCCGAAGGCGGUGACUGUUGCUUGCAACCCUGCAGGGAACCCCCUUCUCCACCACACACCACAGACCACGUGUGGGACAUCAGCCACGCUGCCUUCUGCUUUCCCAGCCUCCCAGCCUGCUCCCAGCAUCCCAGCACCCAACUCAGCACCAUUUGUGUUCUCUGCUGGACCAGCUGCCCCUGCCGGGCCUCCCAAGACUAUUCCAGCUGCUCCUGGGUACUUCAGCUCCUCUGUGGGCAGCAGUAUGUCACACAAGAUGGAUGCACUGGGACAACUCCUUGAUGAAGCCAAAGGGACUGCCACCCAAGGCAUGGCGACACCUUCAGUGUUCCCAGGGGUUACUUUGCCAACCACUGUCACCUCUGCCCCGUUAGCAGCACCGGCAGGGCUGCCAGCCACUGCCCCUGGAGCCCCUCCAGCUCCCUUUCCAAGCAGCUGCACUGCUGGAUCAGGAAGUCCUCUCUUCCAGCCGGCAUCGUUCCAGCAGCAAGGCAGUCCCAUGAAAGCGCCUGAAAUUUCUUUGGCCAAUGUCCACGUUCCCUUGGAAUCCAUUAAACCCAGCAGUGCCCUGCCGGUGACAGCCUACGACAAGAACGGGUUCCGGAUCCUCCUGCACUUUGCCAGGGAGUGCCCCCCGGGCCGGUCGGACGUGCUGGUGGUGGUGGUGUCGAUGCUGAACACGGCCCCACUCCCCGUCAAGAACAUCGUGCUGCAGGCAGCUGUGCCCAAGUCCAUGAAAGUGAAGCUACAGCCACCCUCUGGCACUGAGCUGUCUCCAUUCAAUCCCAUCCAGCCACCUGCUGCCAUCACCCAGGUCAUGCUUCUGGCAAAUCCUGCAAAGGAGAAGGUGAGGCUGAGGUACAGACUGACCUUCACCCUGGGGGACCAGCCCAGCACAGAAGUGGGCGAAGUGGAUCAGUUUCCCCCGGUAGAGCAGUGGGGGAAUCUAUGACCUCAGGACACUGCCAGAGACUGUGACAGGACCAGGGCAGGAUCCCACAGGACUGGAACGGAUGUGCCGUGGGGAGGGACACACAUGCUAUCCACUGGUGAUGUUCAGCUUUGUUUACAUGUCCUGACCACUCUGCUUGUAGCUUUAGUCCAGAAUGUCGUGCCCCACCUUGAAGGGGCCCUGGAACAUUUAUGCCAAGCAUGAACUGAGCGGCAGCUGGCGACGGGCAGUGCUGGCUGCUUUUAUCAUGACCUCUGGGUGAAUCUGGUUCUAUCUUCCACUCUAUUAAACUUGAAGUUAUCGUAA
Molecule: messenger RNA, 2630 nt
Organism: Empidonax traillii (willow flycatcher)
Lineage: Eukaryota; Metazoa; Chordata; Aves; Passeriformes; Tyrannidae
Gene: GGA3
Product: golgi associated, gamma adaptin ear containing, ARF binding protein 3
Exons: 17
Coding region: 60-2324 (754 amino acids)
Biological process (GO): intracellular protein transport; vesicle-mediated transport
Cellular component (GO): trans-Golgi network
Molecular function (GO): ubiquitin binding; small GTPase binding; phosphatidylinositol binding
Source: RefSeq, a predicted model, not a curated record